Molecule: messenger RNA, 1071 nt
Organism: Aspergillus luchuensis
Lineage: Eukaryota; Fungi; Ascomycota; Eurotiomycetes; Eurotiales; Aspergillaceae
Gene: rpn8
Product: proteasome regulatory particle lid subunit RPN8
Exons: 3
Coding region: 1-1071 (356 amino acids)
Biological process (GO): proteasome-mediated ubiquitin-dependent protein catabolic process
Cellular component (GO): proteasome complex; proteasome regulatory particle
Molecular function (GO): protein binding; metallopeptidase activity
Source: RefSeq, a predicted model, not a curated record
AUGCCUGCCACCACGGCGGACGCCCUCUCCCUCGUUCAGCGCACCGUCACGGUCGCUCCUCUAGUCCUUCUCUCCGUCGCAGAUCACUACGGCCGCUCGGCCAAGGGUACCCGGAAACGUGUGGUUGGUGUGCUGCUGGGUGAGAACUCGGGUCAGAAUGUCCGGGUAUCGAACAGCUUUGCGGUGCCCUUCGAGGAAGAUGAGAAGGAUCCCUCUGUUUGGUUCCUAGAUCACAACUUUGUCGAGUCGAUGAGGGACAUGUUCAAGAAGAUCAAUGCUCGUGAGAAGCUGGUUGGGUGGUAUCACUCGGGCCCGAAGCUGCGGGCCUCGGAUUUGGAAAUCAACGAACUCUUCAAGCGCUACACACCGAACCCUCUGCUGGUGAUUGUGGAUGUCCAACCGAAGGAGGUUGGCGUUCCUACGGAUGCUUACUUUGCCGUGGAUGAGAUCAAGGAUGAUGGCACCACAACAUCAAAGACCUUCGUCCACACCCCGUCUAUAAUCGAAGCCGAGGAAGCAGAGGAAAUUGGAGUGGAGCACCUUCUCCGGGAUAUCAGGGAUGUCGCUGUCGGAACCCUCUCUACCCGCAUAACGUCGCAGCUUCAGUCGCUGCAGGGCCUGCACCUGCGUUUGCGCGACAUCGGCCAAUACCUGCAGAAGGUUCUUGAUCACGAACUCCCCGUCAACCACGCCAUUCUGGGCAAUCUCCAGGACGUCUUCAACCUCCUCCCCAACCUUACCACACCAGCCGCCACGCCGCGCAUCAGUGGCGCCCCCGAACAGCCGUCGGAGAACAGCGAACUCGCACGGGCCAUGAGCAUCAAGACCAACGAUCAAUUAAUGGCGAUCUACUUGAGUAGCUUGAUCCGCGCCAUCACCGCAUUCCACGACUUGAUCGAGAACAAGAUCCAGAACCGGCAGCAACAAGAAGAGAAUGAGCUGAAGAGGGAGCAAGAGGCCAACGCGGCCAAGACUGAGAAGGAGGCCGCGAAGAAGGCCAACAGCACCGCCAAUGGAGAGCAGAAGGAGGGUCAAGACAAGGAGAAGGCCAAGAAGAGCCAGAAGGAGUAG